UAUUAUGUUUUUUUUUUAAAUAUUUCAAUACACCAAGCGUGGCCUUGCUAUUUUAUUAAGUUUAUAUAGAAGAUUGUUUAGGAGAAUUUGUAUAGGAGUAUCAAUGGUAAGUGUGAAGUAAAAAGUUAUUUGUAUUUGUAUGAGAUUAUUCAGCCAUGCAAAGUCACAUCAAAUCCAGCAAUAAGAAUCCUCCGCAUUACACAUCAUUUUCACAUUUUUUUCCCUUUGGAUAAAUGACAACAAUUGCCCAGUUAUUUUGGGCUGCCCCCCUCUUCAGGAGUGAUACAACUAUUAAUGCUUCUAGUUGACAACUUGCAAUGCCAAUCCAAGUGGCAGGUAGUAUCAUAUGAAAUCAAUUUCUUCUUUAUAUAAAGUUUGGCCAGUAACCUUACUCUUUCUAUGCUUCAAAGUUCAAACCCAAAUGCAUUACUCAAGUCCAAUCCACUUCUUCUCCUCUAUGAGGAUAAUCCAUGCUUCAUGCUUCUUUUAUUUCUCUGUUUUCUUCAAAUAAGGAAUGUUGUUGUGUAACCAUGGCAGGCAUCGAUGCUCUCUUUUAAUUUCUUAAAUUGGUUUUUCCGAAUUUCGUCUAAUGUCUUGCAUGUGGGGAUGAGGCCAUGCAUUGCAGCCAAGGAUGACUUGCCGGCAUAUUCUUUCAGAAAUGAUACUUGCUAACUCCUUUCAUUGUCAUUUUUUAAUGUUCAAAAUUUUGUCUAAUAAUAUCUAUUGAUUUAGAGUUUUAAUCUACUAUUAAUAUGUUAUUUUCAAUUUUACCUUUAUCUUGAUAAUUUCUAUAAACUCCUAGAAUUAUUUUACAAUUCACUAGGCAUGAUAAUUUCAUUAGCUCAUUGGUCGGCAAGUCGUCUCUGGCUACAUUAAGGCCUGAUUCUCUCAUGCUAGAUUUUUGAUGAUAUAGCAUAUAGCACUUGAUUCUUUGAGAGGAUGAUGAUUAAUGGUGAGAUUGAUCAACUAAUAAUUGCACAAAGAACAACAUACAUGACAUAACUUAUUAAAAACAAUAGUAUCUAGGUUCAUAUAUAUGUGUAUAAAAUGAAGCUAUAAAUUAUUGGGGUUUUUUUUUUAAUAAUGAUUUCUUUGAUUUAACUUGCUGAAUUUUGCAGGUGUAUCGUGUUAGCAUCCGUGAUCUUGUUGCUAGUCUCCAUGUUUUAGAAGUUUCAGGUUUCAUCCAACAGAUGAAGAGCUCAUAACUCACUACCUCUCUCAGAAGGUUGUUGGUAGCUGCUUCUAUGCAACUGCCAUUAUUGGAGAGGCUGAUUUCAACAAGUGUGAGCCUUGGGAUUUACCUUGGAGGGGCAAAAUGGGAGAAAAAGAAUUGUAUUUUUUCUGUUUGAAGGACAAAAAAUACCCAACAGGUGAAAGGACAAAUAGAGCCACUGGCGCUGGGUACUGGAAGGCCACAGGGAAAGACAGAGAGAUAUACAAUGCAAAAGCAAAAGCACUUAUUGGGAUGAAGAAAACACUUGUUUUCUACAAAGGAAGAGCUCCAAAUGGUGAAAAGACAAAUUGGGUCAUGCAUGAAUAUAGGUUGGAAGGCGAUAAUAAACCUUCUAUAUACAAUCUACCCAAAGAAACCAAGAAAGAGUGGGCUUUGUGCAGAGUUCUACACAAAAGUGAAAAGAAAGUAAUGCAUGUUCCACAACCACAGGGAUUGGUUGAGUUCAGCUCCUAUGAAAAUAAGGAACUUCCCCAAUUAAUGGAUUCUUCACAAGUAACAUUCUUUUCAUCAGACCCAAAUAAUCAAAGUGAGGAUCCAAAUCCAAUCACACGUGAUGAUGAUAAUAAUAAUGAUGACAUCAUAUUUGAUAGCAUUGAAACUCCUUUCUUGGAACAACAACCACCUUAUUCUUCAUCCUAUGAUUCUUCAGAUUUAGACACCCUUAACCCUGCCACAUGGGAUAUUUCCGAAAAUGCCCCUACAAGUAAUGCGUCUAAGGAGACGGACUUUGAUGCUGACAUGUUCUCUUUGAUGUACAACAAUAGAGAAGUGUUCCAAACAUCAUUUGAGAAUCAGGAAUAUUAUGCAUAUGAUUCUGUAGGACAUGUGGACAAUGGUUCCCUAUGGAAUUUUUAGAGAAUUAGGAUUAUGAUUAGAAUUGGUUUAAUUUUUCUAAUAAUUUCAACUUAUUAAGGUUAACUCAGUUGAUUAGGAUAACAUAGUUUAGCUUCCUUCUUCUGUCUUUAGAUCUUGGGCUUGAACCCAUUUGUAAUAAAAAGAAAAAAAAUAUAUAUAUAUUAACUGAUAGUUGUUU
Molecule: messenger RNA, 2267 nt
Organism: Arachis ipaensis
Lineage: Eukaryota; Viridiplantae; Streptophyta; Magnoliopsida; Fabales; Fabaceae
Source: RefSeq, a predicted model, not a curated record